Molecule: messenger RNA, 518 nt
Organism: Dioscorea cayenensis subsp. rotundata (Guinea yam)
Lineage: Eukaryota; Viridiplantae; Streptophyta; Magnoliopsida; Dioscoreales; Dioscoreaceae
Product: topless-related protein 2-like
Exons: 4
Coding region: 38-421 (127 amino acids)
Biological process (GO): regulation of DNA-templated transcription
Molecular function (GO): protein binding
Source: RefSeq, a predicted model, not a curated record
AGAGAGAGAGAGAGGCGAUCGAGGCUUGUAAUUCUCCAUGGCAAAGCUCGUUGUUCAGUUUGUUUACUCACUCGCUAUUGAUGGGAAAAUCAAGGCAUGGCUGUAUGAUAACAUAGGAUCUAGGGUGGACUAUGAUGCUCCGGGGAAUUGGUGUUCAACAAUGUUAUAUAGCUCUGAUGGAAGCAGAUUGUUUUGCUGUGGCACUAGCAGAGAGGGAGACUCAUUUCUUGUUGAGUGGAAUGAUCUUGAAGGGGUGAUAAAGAGAACAUAUGUUGGUUUCCAGAAAAAAUCCAUUGGUGUUGUUCAGUUUGACACUACCCAAAACCACUUUUUGGCUGCUGGAGAAGAAAAUCAAAUAAAGUUUUGGGAUAUGGACAAUGUGAACAUGCUUACAGUCUCUCCCACGAUUGAGAUUCAAUAAGGAAGGUAAUCUUCUUGCUGUUACAAUAAUGGACAAUGGUUUUAAGAUACUUGCCAAUGCAGCAGGACAUAGAUCUCUGGGAGCUUUUGAAAGUCAA